Helicoverpa armigera (cotton bollworm) is the source of this 5361-nucleotide messenger RNA. It is a transcript of the gene Vps50, whose product is annotated as syndetin. Lineage: Eukaryota; Metazoa; Arthropoda; Insecta; Lepidoptera; Noctuidae. The record is from RefSeq and is a predicted model, not a curated record. Gene Ontology annotation, cellular component: EARP complex. Gene Ontology annotation, molecular function: SNARE binding. Gene Ontology annotation, biological process: retrograde transport, endosome to Golgi; endocytic recycling. The coding region runs from base 279 to 2987 and encodes 902 amino acids. The transcript has 4 exons.
GUCAUGUCUGUCAUCUCAGAGUUACAAAAAAAAUGCAAAGUUACACGGAAGGAAACAAAACCUUAUUUGACCUAUUUCCGCAAAAUACAAAUCAAUAAAUGAUUAUAAGAAGUCAACAACAUCAAUUCUUAACUUAUUCCCAGUGUAAAUAAUCUAACUAUCUGUAUAAACAGCGAAAUACUUAUACGUGAUUGAAUUUCAAGCAACAGUUUUGAGAUACGCACUUUGCAUGUAAAGUGGUUUAGUAAACACAAUCUAUUCGCGUCCAGUACUGAACCAUGAUGUCAGAAGAUGGCAUGGAGAACCGGCGAGGGCCUCCCGGAGUCAACUCCAGGUCCUUGAGUGUCGCUCAUUCUGCUGCUGAUCUUGAGGUACUACGCGAGAUAGAAAACGUAUAUUUUCUACCGCCAUCAGAAUUCGACGCUGGGAAGUAUGUGUUAGAACACGCUCCCGCCUCGUCCUGUGAUGAUAUCGAACGUAUGUUCUCUAAGUUGAAACGUCAACAACAGGUAGUCUCCGGCAAAGCCCUUCACCUAAUAUCCCAACAACGCGACAACUGCGAUAGAGAAUUCAAAGAAAUCCAAAACAUUCGAGAACAGCUUUCCACCACCCUCCAAACCUGUCAGAAAGCCAGAGACCAGCUCCGAGCUGCCUCAAACCAUCUCACAAUAUCCACUUUCGUGAUCCUGGCCAACUUCAGAAAACGACAAAUCAUCAGGUCAGUACUAAAAUCUUUAGAACUACUCCGAACUCUAAGAAGUGUGGAAAAAGAUGCCGCUGAUUUGCUAGUAAGGAAAGAAUAUUAUGAAGCUAUAGAUCUGAUUUUGAAAAGUAAGAAAGCUGCUAAUAGUCAUAAGGAGUAUACUUGCAUAGCAGAUUUGGCUACACGACUGCAAGAUACCUUAGAUAUGACUGAGGAAAAAUUGGAUUCUGUCUUAGCAAGUAUUUGUUACAAUUUUGACGAAAAUAUAUUUAGGAAACUUAAGAAAGCUUAUGCGUUGCUUGGUAAGACUCAAGCUGCUAUGGAACAAUUACAUAUGCACUACUCUUCGGCUGUAAAUGAGUCCGCGAUUGAAGCGGUUAAAAAUUACGUAGCGGAUGCAAACGAUAUGAAAUUUCAAGAUAUGUGUCAAUCAGUUCAGGCUAAUAAAGCUCCGAUUUGCUUGUUGAAUCUUUGUGAAAAUCUCUUUUUAAUAAUGAGGAGUUACUACCUUUUAGUCGAUUGGCAUUCGAAAUAUGAUGAGGAAGAAUCGAUACCUAUAUCGAGUAACGUUUUCGAAAUCGAGAAGAAUGUUAGCAGAGAAUAUAUUAGGCAGAAAUUAAAAGCGGGUCUUGUUAGAAUUUGGAAUGAUGUUCAAGCGAAGGUUUCGACGUUUUUGAAGAGUUCUGGCUUAGAAGAGUAUCCGUUUGAGAAAUUUAUACAGAUGUUAGGUAUUUUGAGGAAACUGACUCAAGUAGCUGAGGUUUUCUGUGGCGAUAAGUCGGAUUUGCUCCAAGACUUUAUUAAGACUCAAAGUGUGUUGUAUAUUAAGAAUUACCACAGAGGUAGGAUGGAAGAAUUGAAACUCUUUCUAGAGAACGAAGGUUGGGAACAGUGUCCUGUAAAAUCAACGUUUAACUUGCUAUAUUUACAAGAGUUUAAGCAGUUUAAAAAGUACUUAAACAUAAGAUCUGAUACAUCAUUACUUAAAACGCAGUCCGAUGGAGCUUCGUCGGUACAUUCUCAAGAUGAUAGCGUGUACAUAGCCAAGUAUUUCAAGCAAAACACUAAUCAUACUCCCUUCGAGAUAUUCCGUAACGAAAAUAUAACGAAUGACGAUAUUUUCGGCUUAGAACCGGAGUUGGUAAGCGAUGAUUCCGAUGAUGACGAACCCGACGAAUUGAAACGGGAUUUCGUCGACGAAAAUGAUCGACCCGAAAUUAACGAAAGUCCGAGCAAGAUAAAAGAUAGUGUUAUUGUCACUAACACUACUUUAUCAGUCUUAAGACAUUGUGGUCAAUAUCUACAGAUCUGUCGGUAUCUUCCCCAGAUUUCUCUCGAAGUGGUCAUGCUCAUGAAUCAACUUUUCGACUACUAUUUUUUCACGGUCCACUUAUUUUUCACUGCGGAUCUUGAAGUAGCUUCUUCGACGUUAUACAGUGCGAAAUUAAACUCUGUUUUGAAGAGGAUAAAGAACAAUAUUGAUACAGCAAACUCUGGAGAUGUUGAUGGCAAAAUACCCAGUCCUGAUUCUCCCCAACAUUUGAACAUAAAUUCUGAAGAGGACCUACACGGUCUUUCAGAGAGAAUUGUAGCUGUUGAGAGCGUGAUAUUUCUCUCAAAACAAUAUGAAAUCCUUCAGCCUUAUUUAGAGUCUAUUGUCGCACCACACCAAAGAAUGAUUUUAGAACACUUUAAGGAUAAUACUCUAGCUGUUGUCCAAGAUUUGAGAGUCCCAGUCUACAUGUGUUCGGCUUCAAAAGCAGUUGACGCUCGCACGGCGUUAAUAGCCAUGUCGCAAGUCAAAUGGGACGUCAAAAACGUUGCUGUAGAACACAGUCCGUACGUCGACAUGAUAAUACGGAAAAUCCAAGUGUUUGCUUUACGCCUAGAAAAUGUAUCGACAAAGGUUACUUUGAAUUUGGAGGUGUUAAAUGCAGUUUGGAGUAUGGUAUCCAAAUUUGUCGUCCAUCUAUUGGUCGAAGGGUUUUCUAAUGCGACAAAAUGUUCGAACGGGGGUAGGGGUUUAAUGCAAUUAGAUUAUAGACAGUUAUUUCUGAAAUUGGAGAAGAUAUCAGGGCUGAAACCUGUGCCGUUUCAAGAUUAUGUGGAUAAGUAUGUGAAAGCUUACUAUUUGCCUCGGAAGGGUCUUGAAGAAUUUGUUUCUGAGAGGAUUGAGUAUUCUAAUAAGCAUUUAAUGGCUUUGGUAACUUGUGCGUGUGAGAAUAAGAAAGAUAGGCAGGCUUUGUCAGCGAUUAUUGAAAGUAGAGACAGUUCGGUAAAUUAGGCAUUGUGAAAAAUAGUCGUAAAGUCUUACAACCAGUUUCUUCAUCAAAAGUAAAAGCCAAAGUAAUGUCAUAAAGUAAAAGUAACGGUCAAAUUCGGUUUUUCAAGGGUAAAGUAACAGCAAAACUAAUAGAUUUACAGCCAAUUUUUUCAUCAAAAGUAAAAUCUAAAGUAAUGUCAUAAAGUAAAAGUAACGGUCAAAUUCGUUUUUUCAAGGCUAAAGUAACAGCAAAACUAAAAGAUUAACGGCCAGUUUCUUCAUCAAACAUAAAAGUCAAAGUAAUGUCUAAAGUAAAAGUAACGGUCAAAUUCGUUUUUUCAAGGCUAAAGUGACAGCAAAACUAAUAGAAAAAGCGAAUUUGACCGUUACUUUUACUUUAGACAUUACUUUGAUUUUUACUUUGGCUUUUACUUUUGAUGAAGAAAUUGGCUGAAAAUCGUGAAAAACGAAUUUGACCGCUACUUUUACUUUAUUACAUUACUUUGCCGUUUACUUUUGAUGAAGAAACUGGCUGCUAGUGGUUUAACAUCCAGCCUCUCAAAUACGAGUAUGCUGGGUCGAUUCUUGGUCAGGCAAGGGUCAGUGUAAUUUUGUUAUAUGAAAAUUAUGGAUGUAAAUAUGUGUAAUAUUUAUUAUAAAGCGAAAAUCAAAAUGUAAGUUGGCCUAAUUAUUUAAUUAAUAGGCCUUUUAAAUUCGUUGUUCUGAAAAUGUUAAUGUUUUCUUAUUUUCACAAUCAAACAAUUAUAAUUUGAAUACUCCUUAAUUAUGUGUGUUUUAUGUAAAAAAAUACUAUUAAUAAAGCAAAUGUGUAUCAACUGAACUUUAUGAAAUAAAAUUUGGUAUGGAUUGAUUUAAUGAAAAGACAUUAUAUUUAAGAAUUUUGAAGUUCGAGACUGUAAAAUAUUUAAUUUCUAUUGUUAUAGGGAAUUUAAUCUGUAAAUAUUAUAAUAAUGCUAUUCGUACUUAAAAAGCUUCGUACAAAAUGUGAUAAUCAAAUUAUAUAUUUUAGUCAUGUAUAAAAUUUUCUCUAAAGGUGAAUUUUUCGACUGGUAUCGGAGAAGUCAAAUAUAAAAUGUUUUUUUUUUAUAUAUUUAACCGAAGUUAACAAAAUUCGAACAGCCUUACUACAAAAACUUAAACAUCUGUUGAACACUUGUCUAAAAAAACUUGUCUGCGAAACGGACCUUAUGUCAACGUCAUAAUCAGAUUUUUUAGACAAGUGUUCAACAGAUGUUUAAAAGUUUUUGUGGUAAGACGGACAUAGUCUGGAUAGACUAACUUCCCAAUGGAUUAAGAUUUCUCGACAAAAAAUAUCGCAAGCACAAAAGUUGUAAAUAUAUUAGAAAAAUAUUAUAUUCCUAUUUCUGCAAUGUUUUGACAAGAUUUUUCCAAAAAUGUAUGCUAUGUCGCGAGUCCACAGCUGGUAUGUCUUCGCGCAAUGCGAGUGUUGCAGUUUCGCGGACAUAUUACAAAAUGUUCGCUCGCUAUCCGUUCAGACAGACCGGCUCGGAGAGCAUCGGCGCGCAUUUUUCUUUUCACACAGACCGGAAUCGGCUCCGAUCGGCUGAAAGAGCAUGCAAUCGGAGCCAAACGUCUGCAACACCGAGAAAAAGUACGCGAUCGGAGCCGGUCAGCUUCUCUUAUUAUUUCACACCGAGCGCCUUCGAGGAUUCUUAAUGACAAAAGCAGUGCACAUCCAAAGAUAAACUUACUACAAAUACUAAUUACUCGAUUUUCAACGUGUUAAGAAUUUGCUCUCCUCUCCGAGCCGGUCUGUCUGAACGGACCCGUACUGUUUGCUAGAACGAAACACCAAAAGAUACAUUUUUGUGCGUCGCUAAAACUGGAAUCUUCCUAUAAGAAAAUAAUAAAAUUGUACUGUGACCUGCGCUUAAUAGUUUUAAUUUUGGUACCUAUCUAAGGUCCAAGUUCGAAACGUCCUUUUUUCUUAAAACAAUUGUUCUCUUUGAAACUUGAAAACGUGAAAAUUCAUAGCAAACAAUUGUUUUAAGAAAAUGACGUUUAUGUUGUCGGUAAACUUGGGCCUUAAGCUUAAGCCGUCUACGUCAGACAUUUUGUAGGACCGAUUUUUUGUAGGACGUUCUGACUAGAGUUUUCUGACCAACUUUUUGUAGGAUGUGUGCGUUGCACUAUUGCUAUCAGUGUGUUCUAUUUUUGACCUACAAAAAAUCGGUCGCCGAUUGUCGGACGUGGGCCUUGAUCAUUUUUCAUUGUAUAUUGUGUAUUCAGUUUUGUACUCUUUUAGCUUUAAGUGUGUAUGUAAAAUCUCAAAAGACAUUAGAUUAGGUAAAUAAAUAUUUAAUGUUAAUUAAAACAAUGUUAUUAUGUAUGAUAAUUAAAGAAAUUUAAUAUA